AUGAGCCCAUAUCGGGCCUACGAUUCAACUGUUUCACUCUAUCAAGUUCCUGAAUUUGUUGUUGACGGUGAAAAGAUGCUGUAUCAUGCAUUGUAUGGAAAUGAAGCAUAUGAAAAACUUCCCCAUCAAGCACAAGAUUGGAAGAUCAUGCAAGUAAUUAAUAAUAAAAUUCGUGAUGAUAUAGUGAAAAAAUAUGCUCAAUAUACAAAACGUGUUAAUGGUGAAAUGAUUAAAGUGAUGUAUGAAUGGUUCGAGCGUGGCGAUCGUCGAAAUCGUCAACAAACAUCGUAUGCUAUGCAUCCAGAUAAACAUUUUCGUCUUGAAAUAAGUAAAGAUACAUUUGAACGACAUAUUGAUCGAUUACCACAUGUACGACGGUUAACAUUUGAGCAAUUUUGUGAAUUAUUAUCACCGAUUAUUACAGGUCAAUAUAAUGAUUAUCAAUUACGUCGAACAUUUGAAAAAUUAGAUUCUGAUAAUGAUAAUUAUUUAAACCAACAAGAAAUUGCAAAUUUACUUAUUGUUGUUGGUCGAUCAGAAUCAAGUUAUAGAAUACAAGAUAUGAUUUUACGUUUAACAUCACAUGGAAAACUUAGUUUCGAAGAUUUUAAACGAUUUAUUAACGAUGGUUAUGCACGGGAGCUUUUAAUGCCCUCAUAUGAAAAUACAUAUGGAAGUCGUUAA
Messenger RNA from Rotaria sp. Silwood2, 684 nucleotides. NCBI's taxonomy places the organism in Eukaryota, Metazoa, Rotifera, Eurotatoria, Philodinida, Philodinidae. The record is from the annotation of a GenBank genome assembly.